Molecule: messenger RNA, 840 nt
Organism: Gastrolobium bilobum
Lineage: Eukaryota; Viridiplantae; Streptophyta; Magnoliopsida; Fabales; Fabaceae
Product: serine/threonine-protein phosphatase 7 long form homolog
Exons: 5
Coding region: 1-840 (279 amino acids)
Biological process (GO): meristem maintenance; meristem development
Source: RefSeq, a predicted model, not a curated record
AUGUUUCACAGGCUGUGUGGAACAAGGAGAAGGUUCGCCUGUGCAAGACUAGAUGCGGUAGGAUGCAGGGGCCCAUCUCAUGAUGAUAUUCCCGAUAUUGUGGCAGACUACCUGUCACAAGUUGGCUUCCUACAUGUCGCACGCAUGCGACAUAUUCAAAUUAAUCCCAUGUUGAUCAGUGCUCUGGUGAAGUGGUGGAGACUAGAGACACAUACCUUCCACAUGACCCAGGGCGAGAUAACCAUCACGUUGCAGGAUGUUGCAGCUAUAUUGGGUUUGCCGACUGAUGGGAGAGUGGACGUGUUUGGUCAUGCUCUCGUCGAGGUAGAGCUCCCUUUUGGGGAUGUGAAGCUUUCGUACUUAGAUAGACUCUAUCUGUAUUGGGGUGCAGCUGCUGCGCAUCAUGAGCAGGUUAAAUUUUUUACUAAGGUGCACAUUGCGCGUAUGUUAGGGUCAUGGCUCCUUUGUGACAGAUCGGUAGGUAGCGUCGUUGCAUGUCGCUAUAUUGAAUUGCUUGCAGGAGAUUUUGGAGAGAUUAGACAGUACAGUUGGGGGUCUGCUGUUCUUGCACAUUUGUUUAGAGAGUUGUGCGAGCUUAUUGACCCACACAGAUCAGACAUGGAUGGGUGUCAUAUUAUACUUCAGAUAUGGGUGUGGCUCAGAUUUUCACCUAUUGCUCCCCCUCUUCCUCAACCUACUUAUCCGGAGUGGCACUACGGGCAUCGGUUUAAUGGUUUAGCCCGCUUUAAACCACAACAACAACUUUUAUAUCGAGGGACUCUAGACACACUAUGCAGGGACGAGGUGGUUUGGCAGCCAUACGGCGACUAUCAUUUCUAG